Plectropomus leopardus (leopard coralgrouper) is the source of this 2103-nucleotide messenger RNA. Its product is annotated as leucine-rich repeat-containing protein 3-like. Gene Ontology annotation, cellular component: plasma membrane. The record is from RefSeq and is a predicted model, not a curated record. Gene Ontology annotation, molecular function: protein binding. Lineage: Eukaryota; Metazoa; Chordata; Actinopteri; Perciformes; Serranidae.
AGCCGUCUGCAGGCAAACCAAACCCAUCCGCGGCUGAUGCUUCUCACUGAGUUUGUGUGCUGAAGGAGAGAGAGCUGUCCUGUCUGCUGUCGGGAGACAUCCGAGAAAAAACUGCAAACGGAGUGUAAAAGAAAAUUCACAACCGUUUCCUGGAUCUCAAACUUCACAAGAAACCCUACCACAGUUCCUCCUGGUGUGUGUGUGUGUGUGUGUGUGUGAUUGGGACCUGGUGUGUGUCAGCGUGCUAUGGUGAGGCGAUGUGCACAGGCUGGCGUGAGGAGAGAUGUACCAGCGUCAGUGGAGGAAGACGGAGAGGUAAAGGAGCUGAUCUUCAUUCAUGGCUGCAUGUCUCGCUCUUACUCUCGGUUCUGUGGGGCCAAGUGUCCCCUCAGUGCCCGGAGAGCUGCCACUGCGCCUGGGACACGGCCACGGUGCUGUGCUCUGACGCCGGGCUGCGAGAGAUCCCAGAGGGGAUACCACCAGAAACUGUGUCCCUUCACCUGGAUCGCAACUACAUCCGGAACAUCCCCGAGAGUGCCUUCAGUGACCUGGUCCACCUGCGUGACCUGUACCUGUCCCACAACCGCAUCGAUUCGCUCGCCUCGGGGGCCCUGCGGCACCUGGGGCCCGAGCUACGCCUGCUGGACCUCUCACACAACCAGCUGAGGCAGGCCAGCAGGGAGGAGUUCGGCACCACUCGCGCAAAGACACGCCUCUACCAUAACCCCUGGCACUGUGACUGCGCCCUCCAGGAGCUGAUGGAGACUCUGAACCUGGAGCCUGAGACAGUGAAUGGGAUUGUGUGUGAGAGCUCUGUGAGGGGGGUCGGCGAGGGCAGCAGGUGGGAGGACCCAGGGUCGCAGGGCGAGCACGCAGGUCAACCACUGGUCAAACUGUUGGAUUCUGGGGUGAAUUUCUGCAGCCUCCAGCGGAAAACCACUGAUGUAGCGAUGCUGGUGACAAUGUUUGUGUGGUUCUUCAUGGUCAUCGUGUAUGUGGUGUACUAUGUGAGGCAGAACCAGGCCGAGGCCCGCAGGCAUUUGGAGUACCUGAAAAGUUUACCCAGCCCGCGCAAGACCCCCACAGAGACAGACACUCUGAGCACUGGUUUCUGAACUCCUGCUCAGCUGCAGUUUUGAUGGAAUUAGAAGCAAAUAGUGUUUUUUUUUUUUGGAGAGCGACUGAUAAACUUCAAAAUGCUGUGUGGAGUUACUGGAAAAUGCUGAUCCAGAGGAAAUUAACCCUUUACAGAUGACUUUUGUGAUUACAUUUGUUAAAACUGAGCCCCACUUUCUUUAUAUUUCUUUACCUUUUGCAUUUUUUUCAAUUUAAAGUUCCAGUGUGUUGGGUUUAGGGGGUUAUAUUGAAAUUGAACUUGAUAUAAGAAUGUUUUCUGUACUGUACCUGAAAAUGAGAAUUGUGCUUUUGUUACCUUUGAAUGAGGUCUUUAUAUCCACAAAGGGAGCAGGCCCUCAUCCAUUCGAUGUGUUUGAGACACCUGGAUGCAGCAUAGGGGGUCCUAAUUAUACCUACAAAAGUUGCAUAGUGGUGCAUGAUAUAAAAAAAAAAAGCUCUAUUUCCACGGUAUGAAAUUAACCGAAUCUUCUACAUUGUGAGGCCCAUAGUAAGGGUAUUAAAGAUGUAUGGUGGCCGUGUGCAGCCAAAUAUGACUGAGCAGCAAAUUUGCAAUUUGGUGUUCCACUGAAUUGAAUGAGGAUAAAAUGAUUUAAUCUUGCAGCUCUUCUAGACUUUCAUAUGUUAUUGGACCAAAUAGAUCAAAUCCUGAUAGUGUAAUGAAUUGUUUUUCAGGGGUUUGAGAUUCAAAAAAAGUGUACCUAUUGAUUUUGAGACAUCUCUUUCACAUUGUAAAUCUAUGUGGAAAAGCUUUUGGGGCCAAACGGUAUCACAGUGUAAUUCCACUAUAUAAAACUGGCUUUUAAGCCUGGCGCUGUUUCUGGUGUUUUGCCUUGUCCAUGGAAUCUACCAUGUUGCACCGCCAUGUUUCUACAGUAGCCCAAAUGGACAAACCAAACACUGGCCCUAGAUAGGAGUCAUUCGUGUUUACACGUCAGCAAAGUUAGCAGCCCCUCCAUGACAAAGAGU